CUUCCACAUUUCACCUGCUGCUUGCAGAGCUCAACUCGUCCAUCCCGAGUAGUCUACGUACCAUGAUGAAGGAAGGCACCUUGAUCGUGUUUCAUCUGCUGAUUGCAUGCAUCUUUAUUCACGUCUCUACUGAGAAGGCGGCUUAUGGAAAACGCAUAGGUAUCGAAGCCCGCAAUGACUGUCCAGAAAACGAGAGAUUAUACUCUAAAGGGACGAAAAUCGAAAAGAUUAAUGGAAGGAUUGUCAGAGUGGAGUACUAUACAACUUGUCACUACCUCUGCAAAGGAAAACGAAACAACAUUGCGGACGGAACGAAAUGUCUGAGCCGAUUCGCCUCCGCUUCUUGCUCUACAAUUUUGGGUAUCCCGAACCUAGCUGGUGGCUCAAGACGCUGGCCGACCGACUACUUCUCCACUUGAAGCCACCAUCACCACCCCGCUUUCCCUGCCCCUUACGCUACUUCGGACUCUCAGCUCUGGUACGCGCAAGCUGAGGUCCAGUUUGCCGGUCGUUACAUCAUCUGAAAGCUCUCGGUACCUGCAGGGACCUCCUUACCGCCAUGGAGCUUGGCGACAGGCGGCCUACGUAGUUACUGCGCCAUAUCGGGUACCUGAUGGGCGCUGCUACCUCACACGACACCGUUCUUCAAAAUCCACAAUGCUGGCGGCUCUAUUCACCGAGAGAUUCACAAAUAUGUAGCCACAUGCAAGGGCGGGAAUUGCGGCUGAGAGAAGAGUAUGUGAAACGGCGGGCUACUUUUCUUCUUGCCCGUGCCGCUCGUCUCUUCAGUCUUCACUCGUCUACUGGUGCUGGUGCUGUCGGUGACCCACUGUUUCCUUACUUCACACUAAUAUUCGAAAUAUUUUACGGCUAAGGGAUUUUCUCAAUAAAGACGUGCACUGUUGUCAAACUUUU
Ornithodoros turicata is the source of this 915-nucleotide messenger RNA. RefSeq lists its product as uncharacterized. The transcript is spliced from 7 exons. NCBI's taxonomy places the organism in Eukaryota, Metazoa, Arthropoda, Arachnida, Ixodida, Argasidae. The record is from RefSeq and is a predicted model, not a curated record. Bases 63 to 419 code for a protein of 118 amino acids.